ACCAAAGCGUGGCACAUCAGUGGUACACACGGUAACUUCGCAGCUCGCAGCAGUACACCCACGUUUGAAGGCUUGCAGUAGCGCAUCAUGGCAAAGUUGUUGGCGGCUUGUGUUAUUCUUACCGUAGCGCUGUUCGGUUUGAUUCACGCUUCGGAUCUUAUUCUGGGCACCGUCAACCCCGGCGAUCGUAUCCUUUACUCACAGGUGACCGCGGCACCCGGCAUCCCUGGAGGGCUUGUAAGCCGACAGGUAAAUUACACCGGCAUCUACAACAUUACCGCCAUUCGGGCGUACGAUCGUACCUUCAACCGUACCGGCCAGGCACACAUCACGGGUGGUGGACUCUAUCAGCGGUUCGUCAACUUGGCCCUGCAGACUCGCUUCAUCGGCAAUCCGCUCGACUUCUUGGUGGAGAUUUACGGACGAUAAGACACACACACACACGGGCUACGGUUCCAUAAAUAAAAUCCGUUUUGCGCUGCAGUAA
Anopheles stephensi (Asian malaria mosquito) is the source of this 487-nucleotide messenger RNA. RefSeq lists its product as uncharacterized. The coding region runs from base 88 to 429 and encodes 113 amino acids. NCBI's taxonomy places the organism in Eukaryota, Metazoa, Arthropoda, Insecta, Diptera, Culicidae. The record is from RefSeq and is a predicted model, not a curated record. The transcript is spliced from 2 exons.